AAGGAAGUACACAUUUUACAGAGACACUUCGAAGAUAAACACACAAAGCAGGGAAAGGAUCAACAUGGGCGCAAGAGAUAAAAGUAGAAUCACCAAGGAGGAAUGACACACUGGAAAAAUAAAAAAACAAAUAAAGAAAAAGAAGACAGAAGUGUGAUGUAAAUGGAUAUUCCUGAAGCCACUGUUUCUGCAGUCAGCUUCACAUCUCCACCUCCUCCAUAUACUGAAGUUAUUCACAGUCCAGAGCCUUCAACACCACCUCCUACUUAUAGGGAAGCAGUGAGUUUCCCGCCUCUACAAUCGGACAAUGUUGCAUCUCCUUAUCCUAUCCUCAACAUUCCCACAGAGGACACAACCGUAUAUCACACUCAGACAGUUCAGCCUUCACCCCAUCAGGUAACUCCACAGUUGGUUGGAAUUCUGGGUGAUGCUCCCACUGUGAUUAUUUGCCCACACUGCUCUCGCCAAAUUACCACCAGUGUGUAUUAUAAACCUGGAAAUGCAGCAUGGGUCAUGUGCUGUCUGCUUACACUUUUUGGGCUCUUCUGUGGAUUUUGCUUAAUUCCCUGCUGCGUGAAAGAAUUCCAGGAUGCUUAUCAUUCAUGUCCUGCCUGUAAAAAAUUCAUAGGGACACAUGUUCGCUAAAACACACACACAGAGUUUAUUACCAUUACUGUGAUGUAUUUACAUUGAAACAUGAUUUGUCGCUAAUUUCUGCUGUCCUUAAACCUUAAACCAAACAAUUACAUCAUUACUCAAAUAUAAAUUUUUCAGAUCAAAGCAUGAUCUGUAACAUUAAAUUCAUAAAUGUGACAUGCCCAUGGAUUUUGGGUGGAUGUAUAAAGUAGGAGUGUUUGAUGCAUUAAUAGGCAUAGAAAAUCAAUUUAUUUACCUUAGAAAUGAUUAAAAUAACAUGAUUGUCGCAGUGGAAACUGACACCUUAUGAAAUUCAGUCUUUUUUUCCCUCUGCACUAAAAGCUCCAGGAUGUCACUGUGAUAUCCCUGAGCACAGAGUGUAACUAGCUGCAUCUUAGCUUUCAAACAGUAAUAGGGGAAUGCAUAAUUCCAAUUGGUUGAUCCUUUUUUACUCUAUAGCAUAGCCAUAAUCAAUUAUCAUUAAACAAGCUAAGGAAUGUUUUCAUUUGAAGUUUGUGGUGAUUAAAUACAGAGGAAUCAUAAUGAUGACCUUUAGCGAAUGUCUGCCCUGCUGCUUUACAAACUACUGCUCAGUGUUAUGUGACAUGUACAAUAUACAAUCAGCUGUACUGUACAUGUGUUACAUUAAUGAUGAUGAUGGCAGUUUCUUCAAAUUCAAAGAUCAAUGGGAAGAUGUCUUAGAGAUUGGUAGUAUGAAGACAAGCCCUCAGGUGACUGCAGAGACUCAUUCUUGAUUUGCAGAGUCUACCACAGUAACGAUUCCAUUUCACUGGAGCAAAAUGACAAUAUAUAAUCUAAUCCCUCUUAUUUCAGGAAAUCACAGCUCCUCAUGAUCAAAGUGACAACAUUCAUUAUUGAGUUCUUGUAAUUAUUAGCUGUUUCAGUGCUGACUAUGGGUUCAGUCCAAAUCCUCAUUAACUCAAAAACCAAAUAUAAUGUGAAAUCUAAGUGGAAAAUCGAGGAAUAAUAAACUUUAUGUUGCUAAUCAAUACCCAGAAUAUUAAUUAUUGUAGACAUGUAAAUAACGAGCCUCAGUUGUUAUGUUGGAUUUUGUCUUUUUUCUGACUGAUAGAUUGAUGUGAAAAUACUGAAUUAAAACUUCCUGCACUGCAUUGUGACUUCUGUCUGAAACAUCCUGUAUAUAAAGAAACUUCACACAAA
Messenger RNA from Neoarius graeffei (lesser salmon catfish), 1818 nucleotides. Its product is annotated as lipopolysaccharide-induced tumor necrosis factor-alpha factor homolog. Bases 163 to 645 code for a protein of 160 amino acids. Gene Ontology annotation, molecular function: zinc ion binding. Lineage: Eukaryota; Metazoa; Chordata; Actinopteri; Siluriformes; Ariidae. The transcript is spliced from 5 exons. The record is from RefSeq and is a predicted model, not a curated record.